This is a messenger RNA of Nyctereutes procyonoides (raccoon dog), 12161 nucleotides long. RefSeq names its product ARFGEF family member 3 (gene ARFGEF3). Gene Ontology annotation, biological process: regulation of ARF protein signal transduction. Gene Ontology annotation, molecular function: guanyl-nucleotide exchange factor activity. The record is from RefSeq and is a predicted model, not a curated record. The transcript is spliced from 35 exons. Lineage: Eukaryota; Metazoa; Chordata; Mammalia; Carnivora; Canidae. The coding region runs from base 55 to 6687 and encodes 2210 amino acids.
CGGGCCUCGCGCGCGCCUCUCGCUGUCGGUGGCCGAGCCCCUGCGGAGGGCAAGAUGGAAGAGAUCCUGAGGAAGCUGCAGAAGGAGGCGUCCGGGAGCAAGUACAAAGCCAUCAAGGAGAGCUGCACCUGGGCCCUGGAAACCCUGGGUGGUGUGGAUACCAUUGUCAAGAUCCCUCCCCACUUGCUGAGGGAGAAAUGCUUGCUUCCUCUCCAGUUGGCUUUGGAAUCCAAGAAUGUGAAACUGGCCCAACAUGCCUUGGCAGGAAUACAGAAGCUUCUGUCAGAAGAGAGGUUUGUAUCCAUGGAAACAGACUCUGAUGAGAAGCAGCUGCUCAAUCAGAUUCUGAAUGCUGUGAAAGUGACGCCUUCCCUCAAUGAAGACCUGCAGGUGGAAGUGAUGAAGGUUUUGCUCUGCAUAACCUACACCCCAACAUUUGACCUGAAUGGGAGCGCAGUACUGAAGAUUGCCGAGCUGUGUCUAGCAUGCCAUAAAGCUGGACGUCCAGAAAUGCAUGAAAUGGUCAAAAUGUCCAUUACGAAACUCCUCACUGCCCUGUGUCUUCGUGCGUUCUCUGGAGAUCAGGGGCCUGGGGCUUUUCACAAGGUGUGCAUUGAGACUUACAUAUGUAGCUGUCACCAGCGUAGUAUAAACACUGCUGUGCGGGCAACUCUGAGUCAAAUGCUGAGUGACUUGACUUUACAGUUACGACAAAGGCAGGAAAAUACGAUCAUUGAAAACCCGGAUGUCCCACAGGAGUUCAGGAAUCAAGGGUCAACAGUUGAGUCCCUCUGUGAUGACCUUGUCUCUGUGCUCACUGUUCUGUGUGAGAAGCUGCAAGCCGCCAUCAAUGACCAACAGCAGUUGCAGCUCCUAUACUUGGAGUGCAUCCUGUCCGUGCUCAGCAGUUCCUCCUCCUCCAUGCAUCUGCACAGAGGCUUCACAGACCUGAUCUGGAAAAACCUGUGCCCAGCUCUCAUCGUGAUCCUGGGGAAUCCAAUUCAUGAUAAAAGCAUCACCUCUGCUCACAGCAGCAGCACUGGUUCUGGCAUCGAGUCCGACUCUGCAUCUCCAGGAGUUUCUGACCAUGGCCGGGGGUCGGGCUGCUCCUCCACUGCGCCAGCUCUGAGCGGGCCUGUGGCUCGGACCAUUUAUUACAUCGCGGCCGAGCUGGUCCGGCUGGUAGGGUCAGUGGACUCCAUGAAGCCCGUGCUUCAGUCCCUCUACCACCGAGUGCUGCUUUAUCCCCCACCCCAGCACCGGGUGGAAGCCAUCAAAAUCAUGAAGGAGCUUCUCGGAAGCCCACAGCGUCUCUGUGAUUUGGCAGGACCCAGCUCCACUGAAUCAGAAUCUAGAAAAAGAUCAAUUUCAAAAAGAAAGUCUCAUCUGGAUCUUCUCAAACUCAUCAUGGAUGGCAUGACCGAGGCGUGCAUCAAGGGCGGCAUCGAAGCGUGCUACGCCGCCGUGUCCUGCGUCUGCACCCUGCUCGGGGCCUUGGACGAGCUCAGCCAGGGCAAGGGCUUGAGCGAAGGCCAGGCCCAGCUGCUGCUGCUGCGCCUGGAGGAGCUGAAGGACGGCGCCGAGUGGAGCCGGGACUCCAUGGAGAUCAACGAGGCCGACUUCCGCUGGCAGCGGCGCGUCCUGUCCUCGGAGCACACGCCGUGGGAGCCGGGCAGCGAGAGGAGCCCCGACAUCAGCAUCAGCGUGACCACCGACACGGGCCAGACCACGCUGGAGGGCGCGCUGGGCCGGACGACGCCCGAGGAGCGCCCCGAGCACCCCAAGAGCAGCCUCAAGUCGCCGGCCGUGCCCGAGAGCAGGGAGCCGCCGGGCAAGGCGCCGGAGCCCGAGGCCGUGGACCAGCCAGACGUGGUGCAGCGAAGCCACACGGUCGCGUACCCCGACAUAACGAACUUCCUGUCGGUGGACUGCAGGAUGCGGCCCUUCGGCUCCAGGUACAGCGAGAGCAAUUUCAGCGUCGAUGACCAGGACCUUUCGCGGACAGAAUUCGAUUCCUGUGACCAGUACUCGAUGGCCGCGGAGAAGGACUCGGGGAGGUCGGACGUGUCGGACAUCGGGUCGGACAACGGCUCCCUGGCGGAUGAGGAGCAGACCCCUCGGGACUGCCUGGGCCACCGGUCCCUGCGGACUGCCGCUCUGUCCCUGAAACUGCUCAAGAACCAGGAGGCGGACCAGCACAGCGCCAGGCUGUUCCUGCAGUCCCUGGAGAGCCUCCUGCCCCGCCUGCUGGCCCUGCCCGGCGUGGAGGAGGUGGACUCGGCCCUCCAGAACUUCGCUUCUACCUUCUGCUCAGGCAUGAUGCACUCUCCCGGAUUUGAUGGGAGUGGCAGCCUCAGCUUGCAGAUGCUGAUGAACGCAGACAGCCUGUACACAGCAGCGCACUGUGCUCUGCUGCUCAACCUGAAGCUCUCCCACGGCGACUACUACCGGAAGCGCCCCACCCUGGCACCCAGCAUGAUGAAGGAGUUCAUGAAGCAGGUGCAGACCAGCGGGGUGCUGAUGGUCUUCUCCCAGGCCUGGAUUGAGGAGCUCUACCAUCAGGUGCUUGAGAGAAAUAUGCUGGGAGAGGCUGGCUACUGGGGCAGCCCAGAGGAUAACAGCCUGCCCCUCAUCACCAUGCUGACAGACAUUGAUGGCUUAGAGAGCAGUGCGAUUGGGGGCCAGCUGAUGGCCUCUGCGUCUACCGAGUCUCCUUUCACUCAAGGCAGGAGAAUUGAUGACUCUACAGUGGCAGGUGUGGCUUUUGCUCGCUAUAUUCUGGUGGGUUGCUGGAAGAACCUGAUCGAUACUCUAUCAACCCCCCUGACUGGCCGAAUGGCAGGAAGCUCCAAAGGGUUGGCCUUCAUUCUGGGAGCUGAAGGCAUCAAAGAGCAGAACCAAAAGGAACGUGAUGCCAUCUGCAUGAGCCUCGAUGGGCUGCGGAAAGCAGCACGGCUGAGCUGUGCUCUAGGGGUUGCGGCUAACUGCGCCUCAGCCCUUGCCCAGAUGGCGGCUGCCUCCUGUGUCCAGGAAGAAAAAGAGGAAAAGGAAGUCCAAGAACCCAGUGAUGCCAUAGCACAAGUGAAGCUAAAAGUGGAGCAGAAACUGGAGCAGAUCGGGAAGCUACAGGGAGUCUGGCUGCACACCGCCCACGUCCUGUGCAUGGAUGCCAUCCUCAGCGUAGGCCUGGAGAUGGGAAGCCACAACCCGGACUGCUGGCCACACGUGUUCAGGGUCUGUGAAUACGUGGGCACGCUGGAGCACACCCAUUUCAGCGACGGCACCGCUCAGCCCCCUCUGACCAUCAGCCAGCCCCAGAAGGCAUCAGGAGGCUCCGGACUCCUUGGGGACCCAGAGUGUGAGGGCUUGGCCCCGGAGCAGAACCUAGAGCCAGAGAGUUCUCUGAGCACAGCCCCUGUCAUCCAGCCCCUCUCCAUCCAAGAACUGGUCAGAGAAGGCAGCCGAGGCCGGGCCUCCGACUUCCGUGGAGGCAGCCUCAUGACAGGGAGCAGUGCCGCCAAGGCUGUGCUCACGCUGUCCACCCAGGCUGACAGGCUCUUUGAAGAUGCUACAGAUAAGUUGAACCUGAUGGCUUUGGGAGGGUUCCUUUACCAGCUGAAGAAAGCAUCACAGUCCCAGCUCUUCCAUUCUGUUACAGAUACAGUGGAUUACUCUCUGGCAAUGCCAGGAGAAGUUAAGUCCACCCAUGACCGCAAAAGCGCCCUCCACCUAUUCCGCCUUGGGGAUGCCAUGCUGAGGAUCGUGCGGAGCAAGUCGAGGCCACUGUUCCAUGUGAUGCGCUGCUGGAGCCUUGUGGCCCCACACCUGGUGGAGGCUGCCUGCCAUAAGGAAAGGCAUGUGUCUCAGAAGGCUGUUUCCUUCAUCCAUGAUAUACUGACAGAGGUUCUCACUGACUGGAAUGAGCCGCCUCAUUUUCACUUUAAUGAAGCACUUUUCCGACCUUUUGAGCGUAUCAUGCAGCUGGAGUUGUGCGAUGAGGAUGUCCAAGACCAGGUUGUCACAUCCAUUGGUGAGCUAGUCGAAGUGUGUUCCACCCAAAUCCAGUCGGGAUGGAGGCCCUUGUUCAGUGCCCUGGAAACUGUGCACAGUGGGAAUAAGUCUGAGGUGAAGGAGUAUCUGGUUGGUGAUUACUCCAUGGGAAAAGGCCAGGCUCCAGUGUUUGAUGUAUUUGAAGCAUUUCUCAAUACCGACAACAUUCAGGUCUUUGCUAAUGCAGCCACAAGCUACAUCAUGUGCCUUAUGAAGUUUGUCAAAGGACUCGGGGAGGUGGACUGCAAGGAAAUAGGAGACUGUGUCCCGGGACCCGGAGCCAUGUCCCCAGACCUGUGCCUCCCCGCCCUGGAUUACCUCAGGCGCUGCUCGCAGUUACUGGCCAAAAUCUACAAAAUGCCCUUGAAGCCAAUAUUCCUUAGUGGGCGACUGGCUAGCUUGCCCCGAAGACUUCAGGAACAGUCGGCCAGCAGUGAGGAUGGAAUUGAGUCGGUCCUAUCUGAUUUUGAUGAUGACACUGGGCUGAUAGAAGUCUGGAUCAUCCUGCUGGAGCAGCUAACAGCGGCUGUGUCCAACUGUCCACGUCAGCACCAACCGCCAACCUUGGAUUUACUCUUUGAGCUGUUGAGAGAUGUUACCAAAACACCUGGACCGGGUUUUGGUAUCUAUGCGGUUGUUCACCUUCUCCUCCCUGUGAUGACCCUUUGGCUCCGACGUAGCCAUAAAGACCAUUCGUACUGGGAUGCAGCUUCUGCUAAUUUCAAGCACGCCAUUGGCCUGUCUUGUGAGCUAGUGGUGGAGCACAUUCAAAGCUUUAUACACUCAGACAUCAGGUAUGAGAGCAUGAUCAACACGAUGCUGAAGGACCUGUUUGAGUUACUGGUAGCGUGUGUGGCCAAGCCCACAGAAACCAUCUCCAGAGUGGGCUGUUCCUGUAUUAGGUACGUCCUUGUCACAGCAGGCCCUGUGUUCACUGAAGAAAUGUGGAGGCUUGCCUGCUGUGCCCUGCAGGAUGCGUUCUCAGCCACACUCAAGCCAGUGAAGGAUCUAUUGGGCUGCUUCCACAGUGGCACUGAGAGCUUCAGUGGGGAAGGCUGCCAGGUGAGGGUGGCGGCCCCCUCCUCCUCCCCCAGUGCUGAGGCCGAGUACUGGCGCAUUCGAGCCAUGGCUCAGCAGGUGUUUAUGUUGGACACACAGUGCUCACCCAAGACUCCAAACAACUUCGAUCAUGCUCAGUCUUGUCAGCUCAUUAUUGAGCUGCCUCCUGAUGAGAAGCCAAAUGGACACACCAAGAAAAGCGUCUCCUUCCGGGAGGUUGUGGUGAGCCUGCUGUCUCACCAAGUGCUGCUGCAGAACCUGUACGACAUCUUGCUAGAGGAGUUCGUCAAGGGCCCGUCCCCGGGAGAGGAGAAGGCGGCCCCGGCCCCCGAGGCCAGGCCGGCCGGCUUCCUCAGAUACAUCUCCAUGCAGAACCUGGCCGUCAUAUUCGACCUGCUGCUGGACUCGUACCGGACGGCGCGCGAGUUCGACACCAGCCCCGGGCUGAAGUGCCUGCUGAAGAAGGUGUCCGGCAUCGGCGGCGCCGCCAACCUCUACCGCCAGUCCGCCAUGAGCUUCAACAUUUAUUUCCACGCGCUGGUCUGCGCCGUCCUCACCAACCAGGAGGCCAUCACCGCCGAGCAGGUGAAGAAGGUCCUCUUUGAGGACGACGAGAGGAGCACGGACUCGUCCCAGCAGUGCUCGUCGGAGGACGAGGACAUCUUCGAGGAGACCGCGCAGGUGAGCCCCCCGAGGGGCAGGGAGAAGCGGCGCUGGCGCGCCCGGCUGCCCUCGCUGAGCGUGCAGCCCGUCAGCAACGCCGACUGGGUGUGGCUGGUCAAGCGGCUGCACAAGCUGUGCAUGGAGCUGUGCAACCACUACAUCCAGAUGCACCUGGACCUGGAGAGCAGCGCGGAGGAGGCGCCCGUCUUCAGGAGCGACCCGUUCUUCAUCCUGCCCUCCUUCCAGUCCGAGUCCUCCACGCCGUCGACCGGCGGCUUCUCGGGCAAGGACACCCCUUCGGAGGAUGACCGGAGCCAGGCCCGGGACCACGCGGCCGAGCCCGGGAGCCUGAGCCCCAGGGUGGAGAAGAAGGACCCGGGCCGCAAGAAGGAGUGGUGGGAGAGCGCGGGCAACAGGAUCUACACCAUGGCGGCCGACAGGACCAUCUCCAAGCUCAUGACCGAAUACAAAAAGAGGAAGCAGCAGCACAACCUGCCCGCCUUCCCCAAAGAGGGCAAAGUGGAGAAGAAGGGAGAGCCGCUGGGCGCCAGGGGCCAGGACUCCCCGCUGCUGCAGCGUCCCCAGCACUUGAUAGACCAGGGGCAGAUGCGCCACUCGUUCAGCGCGGGCCCUGAGCUGCUGCGGCAGGAGAAGAGGCCCCGCUCGGGCUCCACCGGGAGCUCGCUGAGCGUCUCGGUGCGGGACGCCGAGGCGCAGAUCCAGGCAUGGACCAACAUGGUGCUAACAGUCCUCAACCAGAUUCAGAUCCUUCCGGACCAGACCUUCACGGCCCUCCAGCCCGCCGUGUUCCCGUGCAUCAGCCAGCUGACCUGUCACGUGACCGACAUCAGAGUGCGCCAGGCUGUGAGGGAAUGGCUGGGCCGAGUGGGCCGGGUCUAUGACAUCAUCGUCUAGGAGCGCCCCCGUGAGGAAGUACAGGAGCGAAGGGCGGAGAGUGCCUGCCAGCCCGACGGAGGGCGUCUUCCCCACCACCAGCCCCACUGAAACCAGUGUCCGUGUCACCAGUGAACAGUUGGCCGCUCCCUCGCUAAUCAGUACUGGGGCCGUUCUGGACGCUCACCUUGUAUCCAGAGGACACAAACGAUACUCUGAUUUUGCACAUUAUUUCAGAAAAGUCUUCAGUCCUUGACACAUUUCUAAAUUUUGAUGUUUAUUUCCCAGUGCUUUUGCCUGCCAUGCUAUUCCCAAAAGAGUCCCUUUUCAAGGACUACUCCUUUGAAAACACUUCACUGGUCCAUUUGUUUUUUGUUUUGUUUUGUUUUGUUUUGUUUUGUUUUAAUGCAAUUGUUAAGAAAAUAUCCGCUGGUAAGUCAAGCUGAUGUGCAAGCACUCAGGCAUCUAGUAGCAGACGUUCUUCAUCGGAGGAAGAUAUCUAUUAUGGUUAUGGGCUUAGCAGGGAAGACAACAGCUGGAAAAACAUAUUCUUGGGUGUCAUAAUCAAGUAAGGGAUGACUUCCUCUGUAAAAUAUUUCAGAACAUUUCAAAGUUGUCCUAAAUUGUCAAGAUUUUCUGGUUGGUAUUCACCAACUUACUUCUUCUUUUAAGGUACUGUUGUGCCUUUAUUUCCCUAUUUCUAAAGGAAUAAAAUGCUUUCCUGGCAGGGUUUUCAGUCUGUGUCCUGGAAACUUUUGACACACAGCUCCCAGUGAUAGUGGCUGAUACAGAUCUCGCCAAGAGACAUAAGACUGACCUGCCACCCUGGCUUCCCACCAGUCUCUGCUUUUGCUCCCAAGGCAAAACAGGAAAGGGAAAGAAAAAAAAAAUGGUGCCUUAGUUUCUUGUUGCACAGACAUUUUUAUGCUCUAGCUAUCUGAACAUAAGGCAGAACAUUGGGUUUUUAAGAAAACAAAACAUUUAAAUGCAACUCCUUUUGUAUCCACACCCUUGGAGGAAAGGGUUCCUUUCCAAGGAACCCUCCAGUUCUCCAUCCAGUGAGCAGACUUCUCAGGGAACGGGGCAGGAAGUGUGGGGUGGCAGGGAGACAGCUGGAAGGGGUGGGAAAGGAGACUGGGACGAAGUCAUUUUAAACCUUAAAUAUUAUACAACCAUCACGUGAAAUUACAGUGUCAGGCAAACAGGCUCUAGUCUCAAAAGAAAAAAUAACUAAUGGAGAAGGGGACACAAUGAAAUUUAGGAAAUUAAGUUUUUCAAUUUAAAAUAUGUGUUCUCUCUGGCAAGUAAAUUUAUCUUUUGUCUGAGGUCUUUCUAAAUGGCUGUUCUAUAUGGACAUUUCUUUUGGAUAGUACUAGAAAAUUAAUUUGGAAUCCUUAUAUUAUUUACAAUAUACUUCACAGUUCCUAAAUUAUAAUGAUUGAAACAUCAAGUCUUUGGUAGAGAAGCAAGGAUUUACAACUAACAGCUUUAUUAAGUGCUGUUAUUUGUAAACUUUGUCUUCCUUGCGAAAUAUGUAACUAUCUACAAGGUUAAGAUGAAGACAGGGUUCCCUGAUUUAUUUAGCCAAUAUGAAAGAACCACAUCAUUCCUUAUACCAUCUAAAGAUCACCACAGAGUCCAGAAGAUAUAUUUCCAGUUCCAUGACACACUCUUUUUGCCUUCAGGUUUUACUCAUUAGACAAAUAAGUUUAGAAGCAAAUCAACUCCUUGAUCUUAACAAGCAGUGAAUUGUUGGGAUAGUAAUGAGCUGUAUUCUAUACUUUUAAAUUGUUAUAUUUUGGAAAUAGAAUUGAAAGUUGGGUACUUUUUUUAUUUUAACAAAAGCCACAAAAAGAAAUAGAGCCACCAAGAUGUACUGCUUUUCUGAGAUUUGGUUCCCCUUUGUGAGCCCAUGAGGACUCCAAAAUUCACUUUAGGGGUGGGAAAUAAGCUUCAUUAGAGAAGAGUAUCAAAUCAGAGUGAUUAUGAAAUGUUUAUAUGUAGCAACCUCUUAUAAAGUAUGAAAAUUUGAGGGAAGCCUGUCUGUGUAGAAUGUCAUGUCCUAGAGUAUGUUAAUUGCUUAGAAAUCAGAAUCCAUUCUCCCAUAGACGCUCUAUUAUGAGAUCCAAGGCUAGUUUAUGAAAAUAAACUGUACGUUCAAGAAUUAAAAAGUGAGAAAACGUACAUAGUUCUUUACCUACCAUUUUUAAGAGGUUUUUGACCCCUUUCCAUCAUCUAUUCUAUAGCCUACCCCAUGGCCCACAUUGGUCUCCACCCACCUCUGUCCCCAGCAUACUCUGUGCUUCACAUCCACAUCAGAUUUCAACAAGAAAGUUAGCUAAACCACCAUAAUACCUCCCAGAGGUAUCUGUGAUUGUCAAAAAAGAUAUUGCCUGAUGCAAAUAAUCUCUAACAAACAGAACAUCAGGUCACAAUGAAGUCUGUCAUCUCCAGGGGUGGAGAGGAACCCUUGUCUACCAAGGUAGACAAGGGUUCCCUUUCCAGACGGCCCAGGUCAGCCUCUCACACUCUCCUGCUGUCUUGGUUUCUGCCUUUUCCGCUCUCUUCCUUCACUCUCGUUCUCCCAAGGUCUCUGAAGGACCAAGGUCAAGACGGCCUUUGUGGUUAAAACAGUUCUUACCAUACAUUUACUGAUCUAAGCAGAAUAAGAUUUUGCACAUUGCUUUCAAUUGCCCAUAUUUACUGCCAAAAGUGUGUUACCCUAAGGUUGAGAUUUAUUUUUUAAUAUUUUGGUAAAGUGCAUCUUGAAAGCAUCUAGAAAAUUCAGUAUUUAGGAAUUCCUGACAGCCAGGUAGACCACACUCAUCAUCAGAUUUCUCCUUGCCCUAAGAGCAUAGGUUUGAUGGAGUUCUAGGAUUUCCCCUAGUUCUUGCCUCUCCUGAUUAGCUUUUAAAAAUGCUUGGGCUGCCUCUUUACAACAUCUUAUUCUCUCUCCCCUUACGAUUAUUUUCUAGCCUUCUCCAUCAAUACAAAACUAGGGCAUUUUCUACCAUCUUUAUGCUAUUUAAUGACUGACCAAGGCAGAUGUUAACACACAUAGCUCAGAUUAAAAUAUUUGCAAUCAAACAUGACAAAAUAUUAACAAAAUUCAAAAGUACCUUUAAGUGGAAGCCUCUUGGUAUGAUACCUCCAGGCUUUUAGUUCUUGUUUUAAGAAGAGGCUUAUACAGAGUGAGUGGAGAAAGUCAAAUGGCCUUAACCAUAAGAAGGUAAUGUGAUUGUAUAAUAGAUAUCCCUGACUCUCCCCAAAUACAUCACAAGACUGCUUAGGUAAGACAGUUUUCUUUCUCAGAAAGAAAAUCCAUUUGUGUCCACCCAUCAAACUAAGCAGAAUGAAGACCUUUGUUUGGAGCUGAUAACCACAAGAGGUUAUAAACAGCAGGGAGGCGGUGACAUUUGUCGAAUGCCACUGUGAAUGUAGACCCUUUAUCUACAUUAGCAUUUAAUUUUCACAAUGACCUUGUCAAAUAGGCAUAGAUUUCCUCAUUUUUGUUCAGCUGAGGAUACAGACCCAGAAAGGUUAAGAAAUUUGCCUGAGAUAACCAGUAAAUGGCAAAGCUGGUUGUGAGAGAGGUGUUCCUAAAUUCAAAGGCCAUGCUCUACAACAUUGUGCUCUAAAAGCACAGGGGAAACACUUUAGUGUUUUAAGGAAUUAAACAGUUAAAAUGAGUGGAAAAUAUCUGAUUGACAUCCCAGAUCUGCUAUGUUAUGGGAAUUUUUCAAGUAAGGUUUAAAAAAAAAAAAAGAAAAAGCUUUACAUAGAAAGAUCAUAUAUAACAUAAUAUUUUGAGUGUUUGAAAAUAAAAUAAGGUCUGAACUUUAAUCUUCAAGCAGGCCCUCGGAGGUAAUUUACAAAACUUGCCAAAUUAGUUGGAAAUGAUAGAAUAAUAUUGUUCAUGGCCAGCUGUUAUGCAGAAAAGCAUGGCAGUCUGUGGCCAGAAUGACAUGCAAGGUUGGUUCAAUUUAAUCACUCAGAAUAAAGUGCCCUGUAGCCAACAGUGCCUCUCUACUUGCUUCCCUGGGAAGUGUACAGUAGCAAAUACGUAAGUCAUCAUCAAAGUUUGGGAAUAUGCAAAAUAAAUUCUAACCAGUUUUCAAAUGCACUCUUUCCGAAGAGGCAGCAACGGGUAAGACAAGAUUGUUUAAAGAUCCGGGUACUGAGGGCAUCAGGUCAAUAUCCAUAGCAACCAUGUGCCACAUGCCUAAAUAUUUCUGCAUAUUCUGCGGAGACAGGCAGAAAAAAAAGUCCAACACGUUUCAUUAAGUGAAUAACAAAACUUAGAUAUGCAUGGGUACCACUUAGGUGAUCCUAGUGACAUUUAGUGUGGCCUUAAAAAAGCAAGAGACUCUUUUUAAGCACUUUUUAUUGGAAAUAUGAACUUGUUAUUGGGCAAGCUUUAUGAAACUAGUAUAGAACUCAUAAUUAUGCUUCAUCAAGAAAAAUUGUGUUCUCCUCCCUCAUAGUGAAGCAAUCUAGAAAAUUGUCUCUCCUUUUGUGAGAUCCUCUUCCUCUGCUUAUAAUGUUUGUAUUUGAUGUGGAAGUAACAAAUAGUUUAAUACAAAGUGUUGGACUAGAACACCAUUUAGAUUUCCAAAACACAAUUAUUGCUUCAGGGAAAACAGACCAAAAAAAUUAUCCCCGGGGAUAAUCUAUGAGAAACUCAGUUGGGAAUAAUGCUCAAUUUCCAUAUAAAUGAUGGCACCACUUACUAAUUGAAGAAAACUCAAUGCCACACCACUAGCACCAUACAAAACCUUUCCCCUCUAUCUUUGUACAAUAAUGCAUGAGAGUUCCAGGGAGGAGAGACUGGCUGACCAUCUUCGUGACAAAACCGUAGUCAACUGCGGGUGAAUCCCAUCCACUUAUGCUCCUUCCAGGCUUUCAAUCACCAAGAAUUGUUUGUACUAUUAGUUCCUAUCCUGAAGGUUUAUGUAGUGGUUGUGUGGUACUUUUGACUUUGUUCUAAAGUGGUUCUCAAACUUUAGCACACAUGAGAAUCACCUGGAGGGCUUGUUAAAACACAGGUUGUUGGGCCCAUGCCCAGGGUUUCCAAUUCAGUAGGUCUGGAAAUUUGCUUUCCUAACAAGGACCCAGGUGAGGCCAAUGCUGCUGGUCUGGGGACCAUACUCUGAGAACUGCCUUGAAAAAUUUUCCAGCUACUACCUUUAAGAUCAGCCUGACUUAUCAAGCUCUAGAGAAAACAACAAACAACCUUGGGCAGACAACUUGGGAUUGGAUUCUCUACAGCAUUCCUAUUCAACCUUCCCAGUUUCUAGGUUUAUUAUACCAACAAUUCGGUUUUUUACAAGCUCAAAGACAAUGAAUGUAUCAGUUCAAUGGGACAGUGAGAUCUGUGUAAGCUUUUCGUCUUUGUACUUAGAAACACUGGUUCUAUGGAUGAUCAUUUGUAUCAUGUUGACCCUUUGACUUGUACUGAGGUGAUUUUAAAUUUAAAUACACAGUGUUUGAGUUUC